AUGUCGACUCAAACUGCCCUUCGUCUUACUGGUCGCAACUCAUGGGAACAACUGGCCGCAUUCCAAGAGCCCCGUCCCACAGCCGGCAAGCAUGAGGUCCUCAUUAAAAUGCGAAGUGCCGCAUUGAACUUCCGCGACAUUGCUAUCUCUACUAGCAAAUAUCCAUUCAAGGUCAAGGACCAAGUUGUCCCUGGCUCUGAUGCAGCGGGUGACAUCGUGUCCGUUGGUGAAGGAGUCACUGGCUUCAGUGCAGGUGACAAGGUCGUUGUCUCUUUUGACCAAGUUACACAAUAUGGUCCGAUCAAGAACUGGGAGAAUGGGCUUGGUGGGCCAGUCGACGGCGUCCUGAGAGAGUAUAUUUCUGUCCCUGCGCAGACUGUCGUCAAGAUCCCGAGCCAUUCCACUCUGAGCUACGCCCAAUGGGCUAGCGUGGUCUGCACCGGUGUUACAGCAUGGAACUCUCUGUAUGGGGUUUCUGCAAUUAAGCCUGGCCAGACUGUUCUCUUCCAAGGCACUGGUGGUGUCUCUAUCACUGGCCUCAUUCUGGCUAAGGCCGCUGGCGCUAAGACGAUUAUCACAUCUUCAUCCGACGAGAAGCUGCGACAUGUGAAGGAAAAGUAUGGUGUUGACUUCACCAUAAAUUACAAAACAACACCGGACUGGGCCGCUGAAGCCCAGAAGAUCACCAAUGGCCAAGGCGUGGACUAUAUUUUGGAAAAUGGUGGGUCUGGAACCAUUAAGCAAUCCCUUGACGCUAUUGCUUUUGGUGGAGUCAUCUCUGUCAUUGGUUUCCUGGCGCAGGCUUCACAGGAUGAAAUGCCCGAUGUUUCGACUCUUGCUUUGAGUAAGGCUGCAAUUGUGCGUGGUAUCAUCAUUGGCUCGAAGCAGCAGUUAGAAGAGGCUGUGCGUUUCAUCGGCGAAAAGAACCUCGAAUUGCCGGUUGAGAAGACUUUCAAGUUCACUCGCGAUCAGGUUGUUGAGGCCUACGCUUAUCUCACGAGUGGCCAACAUGUUGGAAAGGUUUGCAUUGACUUCUGA
Messenger RNA from Penicillium olsonii, 1038 nucleotides. The record is from the annotation of a GenBank genome assembly. Lineage: Eukaryota; Fungi; Ascomycota; Eurotiomycetes; Eurotiales; Aspergillaceae.